AUGGAAACGGGGAUCGCGCUGGUUAGGUAUGAGGAUGCUUGCAAAUGCCUGAAGCAGACAGUGGAAUUGUACCAAUCCGUUGGCGACACAAACCAGGUCGGAAGGUCAACGCUGUGUAUGGUGUUGAUUCGUCUGAUGCAAGGUGAUCCAGUCGAGGCUGCCAAACUCUGCCAGCACAACGUCGUCGUUUCUUCAUCUGACAGCGUUUACGUACCCGUGGUGAGAGCGCUGGUUUCUGCCAGUGAGGAUCAGAACUUCGAACGAAUGAAAGAGGUGCUCACUUGCCAGACCGUGAGGAUGCUGGACAGCGAGAUUUUGCAACGACUGGUGGAGUGUUUCCGCGAGCUGCCUGUCGAGCAGUUGUCAGCCGCGAUCGACCUCGUUCGAGGUAACCUCGAGAGCAUGCGAGCAAUUCUGAAAGAGAAAGUCAGCAACGACGCCUUUGACUCAGUGACCCUGAUGGCGGAAGGGAUGAUAAAGGAAGCUUAUUACGACUUCUUAGAAUGCGGAAGUCCCACGAACUCCGCUGUCUCGCCGAAGACACCGAUGCUGUCCCCGUUAUACCCGCCGUCGCUUUCUCUGCACUCCGAAGACUGUGACCUGUCGUUGGAUGUGUCGGCCUUCAGCUCUGCAGCGGGGGUCGAAGAACGUACGGAAAAUAUGGUUCUUGACCUGCUUGAACAGCGUCUUACAAGCCAGAGCCAACCGUGUGAUCGCGAAGAGACAAGCGUGCUCAUGUCUCUAAUGGACGCUGACUCACUGCCUCACGAUUCACCCUCCUCAAACUUCACCAAAAACUUUCAAGCAUUACCUCCAGACGUUGGACAGCCAACCGCCGUUUCUGCCCCUACUCCAAGUCACAACGCCGUGUACGUGUGUGAAAUCUGUGGUUUCACCAGCCGCCAUCGACAGAGCUUGUACCGGCACCGGAAGCUGCAUAGUGGAGAGGGAGACGAACGCCGCUUUUCUUGUGCCUUUUGUGCAAAGCGCUUCAAAACGUCCUCGGCUCUGCAUGAACAUCACUCGUACGUACAUACAAAAGUGCGGAAGUUCGUUUGUCCAUUGUGUUCUCAGGCGUUCAUCGAACGGAAAGACGUCAAUCGUCAUGUUAAGGUGCAUUCGUGCAGAAUGCGCUGA
Molecule: messenger RNA, 1137 nt
Organism: Soboliphyme baturini
Lineage: Eukaryota; Metazoa; Nematoda; Enoplea; Dioctophymatida; Soboliphymatidae
Source: the annotation of a GenBank genome assembly